Pungitius pungitius (ninespine stickleback) is the source of this 2145-nucleotide messenger RNA. RefSeq names its product EH domain-containing protein 2-like. Lineage: Eukaryota; Metazoa; Chordata; Actinopteri; Perciformes; Gasterosteidae. The record is from RefSeq and is a predicted model, not a curated record. Bases 83 to 1717 code for a protein of 544 amino acids. Gene Ontology annotation, biological process: endocytosis; endosomal transport. Gene Ontology annotation, cellular component: cytoplasm; plasma membrane. Gene Ontology annotation, molecular function: protein binding; GTP binding; calcium ion binding. The transcript has 6 exons.
ACCCCCUCCAUCACUCGGCUUGCUCUCAGAAGCGCGAGCCGCCCCCUCGCGCUGAGAGGUCAGGAGCAACGAUUCCAUCAGCAUGUCCGUCCGGAGGCUCAGGAGCGACCCGAAAACACUGGGGGACGUGAAUUUGGUGACAGAGGAGCUGAAGAAUCUUUACUUCAAGAGGCUGCUGCCCAUCGAGAAACACUCUUCUUUCCAUCACUUCCAUUCUCCGCGCUACGAGGACGCGGAGUUCGACAACCAACCCAUGGUCUUGGUGAUAGGUCAGUACUCGACGGGAAAGACCACCUUUGUCAGAUAUCUCAUCGAAGAAGAUUUCCCUGGUGGCAGAGUUGGGCCCGAGCCAACCACCGACUGCUUCACCGCCCUCAUGCACGGAGAGGCGGAGGGGGUCAUCCCCGGCAACGCCCUCACAGUGGACCCCAAAAAGCCCUUUCGCCACCUGGACCCAUUCGGAAACGCUUUUCUGAACAGGUUUCAGUGCGUCCAGAUGCCAAAUAAAGUCCUCGAGAGCAUCAGCAUCAUCGACACCCCGGGCAUCCUGACCGCUGCUAAAGGAAAACUGAGCCGCGGCUACGACUUCCCGGCCGUGCUGCGCUGGUUCGCCGAGCGCGCGGAUCGGAUCAUCCUGCUGUUCGACGCGCACAAGCUGGAGUUCUCCGACGAGCUCACCCGGGCCUUCGGGGCCCUGUGCGGCCACGAGGACAAGCUGCGCGUGGUCCUCAACAAAGCCGACAGGGUGGACUCGCAGCAGCUGAUGAGGGUGUACGGCGCCCUCAUGUGGUCGCUGGGUAAAGUGUUUCGGACCCCCGAGAUCCUGCGGGUUCACGUGGGAUCUUUCUGGUCGGAGCCCAGGCAGCCGUGUGACCACUACCAGCUGUUAGAGCUGGAGGAGGAGGAUCUUUUGGCCGACAUUAGGAACCUGCCCCGGAACGCUGCCGUACGCAAGCUGAACGACUUGGUGAAAAGGGCUCGCUUGGUGAGGGCACAUGCUCACGUCAUCAGCUACCUGAAAAAGGAGAUGCCGACAGUUUUUUGCAAAGAGAGCAAGAAGCACAACCUGAUCUACCAACUUCCGCUGAUUUUCACCAAGAUCCAGCAGCGGCAUCGAGUCCCAGCCGGGGACUUCCCCGACUGCACCAAGAUGCAGGAAAAACUUUUGGGUCAAGAUUUCUCCAGGUUCAAGACACUGAAACCCAGUCUGAUGGCUUCCUUGGAUAAACUCCUGACCAGUGACAUCGCAGACCUGGUGCCCUUGAUUCAACAACAAGAACCGAGAAAGACAUCCCUCCCCGGCGUGCUGGACGGCGAGUUUUUGGGAACGUUCAGGCCCGAGCAUUACAAGAAAGAUUUGUUCAAGGAACUCCAAAAAGCCGGCGGGAGCGCCGAGAGCGAUUUUGUCGAGUGGGCCGUGGCGAAACACAAGCCAAAGUACGAUGAGAUUUUCUUCAACCUGAGUCCAAACGGGGGCAGACUGAGCGCCAGCAAAGUCAAAGAGUGGAUGAAGACCACCCUCCUACCCAACUCCGUGCUCGCUCAUGUGUGGAGGCUGUCUGAUGUGGACGGGGACGGCGCGCUGGACAACGAGGAGUUCGCCCUGGCGGUCCAUCUCAUUGAGGGAAAGCUGGAGGGCCACUGGCUGCCCCGAGAGCUGCCGUCGCACCUGGUGCCACCGUCCAAGCGGCCGCGCUCGGCCGGCGAGGACGAGUGAGACGGGGGGGACACUGCGAAAGGGAGCCUCGGCCUAGUUACAGCGUAUAUAAUAUUCAACCUUAUAAUGUGUUUGUAUGAACCAUCUAGGCCCUAAACCUAAAGAUUGCUUUCAUGGUUUGGAUCUUUUCAUCUACGGUCACUCAAAUAUCCACCGAAAUGAUUGAAAUCCACCAGCAAUGGCUGUCAAUGAGAUGUCGUUUCACUCAUAAGGAUGAUGCGUUUGUUUUGAGUUACACGCAAAAGUUGCUCAUAAUCUCCUGUAAUUUUGGGAUCUAUUAUUUUUAUUGAUGGUAAUAAACUUGAGGACUUUGCCAGUAUGGUUCAUCGCAUCGACAUCGCCAUCAUGCAGCGGGGGUGGUGAUGAGGUCCCGGUUGGUACUCACGCAGGUGGCAGAAGCGUCCGUAGAGUCCCGGGGAGCACAGGCA